Molecule: messenger RNA, 1708 nt
Organism: Harpegnathos saltator (Jerdon's jumping ant)
Lineage: Eukaryota; Metazoa; Arthropoda; Insecta; Hymenoptera; Formicidae
Exons: 2
Coding region: 1157-1534 (125 amino acids)
Source: RefSeq, a predicted model, not a curated record
UUGAAUUUAGACAAUGUGCAAAAUUAGGUCUUGGUUUUAAAAUUAUGGUGGAGUGUGAAAAAUGUAAGCUUAGCUAUAUUUUAUCAAGUCAAAAAAUACGUAAAGUGUAUGAAAUAAAUCGUAGAUUUAUUUUUGUUAUGCGAAUAUUAGGCUUAGGUCUUGCCGGAUGUAAAAAAUUUUGUGGCUUAAUGGAUAUAAGUUAUUCUUUCUUAAAUUAAUCAACGUACGAUUUUUAUAUUAGUAAGAUACAUGAAUGCGUAAAGACGGUUGCCGAGAAACUUUUUUCCUUAGCUGCUAAAGAAGGAAAAAAUUUAACGUGCGAGGAAAACGGUGUUGAAGAUGCGACAGAUGCUACUGUAUCAGGCGAUGGCACUUGGAAAAAGCGCGGGUUUUCAUCAUUAUAUGGCGUAGCCACGUUGAUUGGCUAUUAUUCUGGAAAAGUUUUGGAUGUAUUUGUAAAAAGCUCAUAUUGUAAAUUAUGUGAGACUUGGCAGAAAAACUAGAUACGGCAGAGUUUGAAAAGUGGUAUGCGGAUCAUUUGAAAAAAAAAAGAAUGCAGUGCCAAUCACCAAGGACUAGCUGAUAAUAUGGAAGUUUCAUCAAUUGUUGCAAUGUUUCAACGCUCGUUAGAAAAAUAUGGCCUAAGGUACGUUUAUUAUAUUGGAGACAGGGACUCCGAAACAUAUUCCGGAGUUGUAGGUUCCAAACCUUAUGGUGAAAAUUUUCAAAUAAACAAAAAAGAAUGCAUAGGACAUGUGCAAAAGAGGAUGGGCACCCGUUUACGCGAUUUAGUGAAAAAACUGUAGAAGAAAAAGAAAUCAAAGGAAAAACGAUUAGAAAAAGAACUCUUUCUGGCAAAGGCAAGCUUACAACUAAACUUAUCGAUAAAUUAACAGUUUAUUACGGAUUGGCUAUAAGAAGGAAUUGUGAUUCAGCGCAAAAAAUGAAGGACACUAUAUGGGCAACUUAUUUCCAUUAUAGUUCAACGGACCAAAACCCACAGCACGAAAAGUGCCCGAGCGGCGCUGACUCAUGGUGCGCUUAGCAGCGUGCUUCGGCUAUAAAUGCUCUGUACUCAUUCAAGCACGAUUAUACUCCAUUGCCGAGUGAUAUCUUAUCAGCUAUCAAGCCUACUUAUGAAGAGCUUAGUAAGGAUAUGCUUUUAGAGCGGUGUGUUGGUGGCUUCACGCAAAAUAAUAAUGAGAGUCUGAACCAGCUCAUUUGGAAAAUCACUCCAAAAACACUUCCUGCUGGUUCAAAAAUAGUUGAAAUUGCUGCAUUCAUCGCUAUCUGCACUUUCAACGAAGGAAUCUCAACUCUAUUAACUUUUUUGCACGGUAUAGACGUCAAACUUGGCCGAAAUAGUCACGAGUAUGCGCGGAAAGAAGAUACACAUCGCAUACUCACAGCCGAGAAAAGAGCUGAGGCUGGGACUCGAGAGGCAAGAAUUCGUCUCAGGCAAGCGCAAAAGGAUACCCUGGACAUUACAGCAAGACCUUUACUUUAUGGGGCUGAAAUCAACGAUUCCAUAUAAAGUUAUCACGAGUUAUCCUAGUCACCACGAGGAUAUUUUUUUCUAAGGGGUCUCCAGAAACCAGCUCUCAACGGCUGAAUUUUCAAUAUUUUUUUAUGAAAAUUUCAUGAAAUUUUAUUGAAAUGUUGUUCUUUCAUAUGCUAAAAGUUCGAAUAAAAUAAUUCAUUUAGUAUG